AUGCGCCUUAUCGAUGUGAAAGCCUUCCUCGACUUCGACGCAGGAAAAUCGGGGCUAGAAGCUCAGCUCCUUGUGGAAUUUGGUGGCGCCAAACUUGCGGAGAUCGCAUAUGCCAUUCUGUCUCACUGUUGGGGCGCUCCGAAGGACGAGGUGCAGUACACGGAGAUGGUGUCGCUGACGAACAUGGAUGCUCUCGCCAGAAACAAGAUACAACGACGCAGCGGAUAUCUGAAAAUCCGGAAGAGCUGCGAGCUGGCUCUUGAGGACCAUUUGGAUUGGCUUUGGGUUGAUACCUGCUGCAUCGACAGGCGGGGUAGUGCCGAACUUUCCGAGGCCAUCAACUCCAUGUACGUGUGGUAUGCGAAUUCAGACCGCUGCUAUGCGUUUCUCCAUGAUACCGAGGCCCUCUGCGCUUCCCACAGACCGCGACGACAAGUUUACAGAUGGUUCUCUCGCGGGUGGACACUCCAGGAACUCAUCGCACCUGUGAAUGUGCACUUUCUCAACCAGAAGUGGGAGUACAUUGGCGACAAGCAGGGCUGUGCACCUUCUCUGAGCGUCAUCACACGUAUUUCGGUUGAUGUGCUGGAGGAGGGUCUUGGUCGAACCAGCCCCAGUGUGGCGCAGAUUAUGUCUUGGGCGGCCGACCGGACGACAGCACGAGAGGAAGACCGGGCGUAUUCGAUGCUGGGGUUACUUGGUGUGCAUAUGCCUAUUCUAUACGGGGAGGGGAAGAACGCGUUCCUCCGCCUUCAGUUAGAAGUCAUACGGACGGUCAACGAUCAAAGUAUCUUUGCCUGGGGCUCGACGAUGAAUCAUGGCUGGUCCAGCAGCUUCCUGGCGGACGAUCUAAGCCAAUUUCGUGAUUGCUCUACCGUUGAAAACACGGACCGCGAUAAAUUCCAUCGUAUUCUCGGAAAGAGCCUGUCUAAGAGGGCCUUCCGCAGAGUCGCAUCUGCAGAGGAACGAAAUCGGACGUUUGCUGUGACUAAUGAUGGUAUUCACAUAUGGCUACCUCUCAGACUUCAUCAGCGUUCUACAGGCUCAGAGAUCUUCUCGGCGACGCUGUCGUGCUACGAUUCCCAGAAAGGAUCCGAGGCAAUGAUCAUUUUCAUCCAGAAGUACAAUUCCAAUUAUUCUAGGCUGUUUCGAGCUCCCUUACCGGCUGACGACGAGGGAAAGCAGCCAGUCAAGUUUCAAUCAGUCCUACUUCCUUACCGAAAGAGUAUCCAUCGAAAAGUCAGGGGUCCUUUAUCCCCACAGGCACGUUGCAAUUUCUCAUAA
Molecule: messenger RNA, 1284 nt
Organism: Pisolithus orientalis
Lineage: Eukaryota; Fungi; Basidiomycota; Agaricomycetes; Boletales; Pisolithaceae
Product: heterokaryon incompatibility protein-domain-containing protein
Exons: 2
Coding region: 1-1284 (427 amino acids)
Source: RefSeq, a predicted model, not a curated record